UGUUUACCUUGCCAAGGAAAAUGCAAAACAACGAAGUGUUGAAACCAGCUAAGUACUUUUCUGAGUUGGAGAAGAAUGUCUUGCUGGCUCUGGUAGAAAAGUACAAAUAUGUCCUGGAGUGUAAGAAAAGUGAUGCACGUACUAUUGCUCUAAAGCAGCGCACCUGGCAAGCACUAGCCCAUGAGUACAAUUCACAGCCUAGUGUGUCUUUGAGGGAUUUCAAACAACUGAAAAAAUGCUGGGAGAAUAUCAAGGCAAGGACGAGAAAGAUAAUGGCCCAUGAAAGAAGAGAAAAGGUUAUGCGCUGUGGGCUUGGAUCCAGCAGUAUAAAAGACAAGGUUGCAAGCAUGAUUCCAGAUCAGAUCUACUAUGUGCAGACACCAUCUGAGGAGGAAAGCACAUAUAAUCAUGAAACCUCUAAUACAG
Messenger RNA from Nanorana parkeri, 426 nucleotides. It is a transcript of the gene MSANTD3, whose product is annotated as Myb/SANT DNA binding domain containing 3. The transcript has a single exon. The record is from RefSeq and is a predicted model, not a curated record. NCBI's taxonomy places the organism in Eukaryota, Metazoa, Chordata, Amphibia, Anura, Dicroglossidae. The annotation marks the transcript as partial.